Molecule: messenger RNA, 1570 nt
Organism: Neltuma alba
Lineage: Eukaryota; Viridiplantae; Streptophyta; Magnoliopsida; Fabales; Fabaceae
Product: calumenin-B
Exons: 7
Coding region: 160-1272 (370 amino acids)
Cellular component (GO): endoplasmic reticulum
Molecular function (GO): calcium ion binding
Source: RefSeq, a predicted model, not a curated record
GAUCGUGACAGAUUUUCGCGCGGGAUCGAAUCUUCUCCUUUUGUUCUGUUAACCGACUCAUCAGUCCCCCUCUUCAUCCUUUCUCACCUCAAUUAAUUCUGCAGUAUUCAGUUAGUCACUCUCUCUCGCCCCUUGCUUUCUUGGAGUGGGAUCAAUGCAAUGGGCAAAGCAUCGAUCUUCCUCUAUCUCACUGUAGCACUCCUACUUCUCUUCUUCCUUUCCCAUUCCCCUAAGAAACAAACCGGCCAUCGCCACCGCCGUCUCAAGCUUCGUUCCCACUUCACUUUCUCGUCUUCUCAUCGCCCUGUCACUUUCGACCCCCUCGUCGCCGAGAUCGAACGCCGCCGUGAAGAGAGGCAUUGGGAAAAACACUACUUCGAGCUUUCUCACGAAGAUUUCCCUGACGACGAGUCCGCCGCAGGGGAGGAGUCUCAGCCCGAGUGGGAGGAUUUCAUCGACGCUGAAGAUUAUUUGAAUGACGAGGACAAGUUCAAUGUUACGGAUAGGUUGAUUGUGCUCUUUCCCAGGAUUGAUGUGGACACGACUGAUGGGUUCGUCAGUGAGCACGAGUUGACUGAGUGGAACUUGCAGCAGGCCCAGAGGGAGAUCUUGCAUAGGACCAAGAGAGACAUGGACGUUCACGACAAGAACCAUGAUGGGUUUGUUUCGUUUUCUGAGUACGAACCUCCCAGUUGGGUUCAUAUUGCAGACAAUAAUUCUUUCGGUUAUAACGUGGGCUGGUGGAAAGAAGAGCAUUUUAAGGCGUCCGAUGCAGAUGGAAAUGGUCUUCUAAAUUUAACUGAAUACAAUGACUUUCUGCACCCAGCUGACACCAAAAACCCAAAGCUACUUGGAUGGUUGUGCAGGGAGGAAGUAAGGGAAAGAGAUACAGACAAAGAUGGAAAGAUGAACUUCAAGGAAUUUUUCCAUGGGCUAUUUGAUUUGGUAAGAACCUAUGAGGAAGAAAAUCAUAAUGGUUCAUAUCAUUCUGAUUUUUCUGGGGAUGCUUCAGCUAGAGUGCUGUUCAAUCAGCUCGACAAUGAUGAUGACGGACACUUGUCAGAUGUGGAGCUGCUAUCUAUAAUUGGGAAAAUUCAUCCACCUGAGCGAUAUUACGCGAAGCAGCAAGCAGAUUACAUCAUUUCACAGGCAGAUGUUGACAAAGAUGGGCGCCUAACAUUGGCUGAGAUGAUUGAGAACCCGUAUGUAUUCUACAGCGCUAUUUUCAAUGAUGAUGAAGAUCAAUAUGAUUACCAUGAUGAAUUCCGUUAGAUUCAUUUUAAGGAUGCGCAAAAAGAUUGAGCAGAAUUCAAGUUUCUCCUUUUUCAAGGAGUUAGCAUUAGAAGACAGAAUUAAAGGCUUUGGCCCUUUAUAGUCUCAAAAUUCUAGUGAGGUUCUUUGCACCAACAUUGUCGCUUCCUCUCAUUAGCAUCAUCAAGGAGCUCUUGCUCAUUUGCUUCCCCAUGGCCGGUGCUGGAGCCACAUCUGGAUCGGACAGAUAAUCAAUUUACCUAUGACACACCAGUUUUCAGUAGACUAUAUAACUGAAGUGACAGUCAUGGUUAAAGUA